Mycetomoellerius zeteki is the source of this 1169-nucleotide messenger RNA. Its product is annotated as UPF0553 protein C9orf64. The record is from RefSeq and is a predicted model, not a curated record. NCBI's taxonomy places the organism in Eukaryota, Metazoa, Arthropoda, Insecta, Hymenoptera, Formicidae. The transcript is spliced from 6 exons. Bases 105 to 1169 code for a protein of 354 amino acids.
GUAAGGCUUGUCGAGGUGACCGCGAUCGUAAGACUUAUUGAAGUAUCCGCGACCGAGAUAAUCGCAGUAAUUUGAAACAAUGAACAAAACGUAAAUGCAACAUUAUGCAGUCUCAGAAUAAGCAAGACACUGAUACAGUACGAUAUGUUGUUACUGAAUCGCGAGACGUGUCUAUCAACAUGAAGGAACUAGAAGAAUUAGCAAUGGAGGUGGUAACUUAUAUGUUUCGCAAUUACGAUAAUAAAAAUUUCAACGAAGUCGCAUGUAGUUACGUGCGAUUGUCGUCCGAAUUUCAUCCCGAAAAGGAUGAUAAAAGAGCGGCGGAUUGGCUGUUCGUAUUGAAUACAUUGAAUUUUGCACUUUGGACCCAAAAGGAUAUGAAGGAAUGGAAAAUUAAUGGAUUAACUGGAUACCUGGCACUGUGCGCUGCUAUUAAAAGGGCUAUUGACAAUGGAAAACCAAUGUGGGAUCCUAAAUUUUAUACAACGCUAUCUACGACCGAAAUGAUACGUAUUUUCCGAGGUGAUGACAACAUUGUCAUUCCACGCAUAUCUCGAAGAUUAAUAAUUUUGCAUGAAGUUGGAAAAGUUUUGUUGAACUGCUACGAUGGUACUUUCGCAAAUUGUAUUAAAUCAUGUGAACACGAUGCCAUUAAGUUGAUGGUCACAAUUCACGAUAAAUUCCCGUCAUAUCGGGACAUAACAAAAUACGGCGAACGAUUAGUUCAAUUGUACACUAAGGCUUGGACAUUGGUAGCCGACAUAUGGGCCUACUUUGACCAGGAACAUGAACUUUGGAUUGAAAUAAAAGGAAUAAAGUAUUCUACAAUAUUCGUUGAUUAUCGUAUGCUUCAGGUUUUCAGUCAUUUCAAUGUUCUUGUUUACAGUAAAAAAUUCUCGGACGCACUCAAAAAAGAGGUCAAAUUCUUGACACAUGGGAGCAGAGAAGAAUUAGAGAUACGCUGUUGUUCACUCAUGAUAGUAAGAUAUCUGCAUCAAAUGUUGAUGAAAAUGUUCGAGCAAAAGAAAAUAAGACGAAUACCCGAAUUAGAGUUGCCAAGUUUCGAUUAUACGUGCUUGCUUGACAACUUUCUGUGGGACUAUCGACAAGUACAUGAUGAGCAAUUGAAGAAGAAUGUAUUAUGCAAGAUCUACACUGAGAACUAUUAG